UCAAAUUUCUUAGCUGGUGGAGAUAAGGGGAAGUAUUCAUUUCUUUGUGUGCCCAGAAAAAGGAGCAUGUUUUUCUGGAACAAAAAAAGAAAUAAUGAAAUUAUUCUUCACAGGAGAGAUUACGUAGCUCAUGAAGUGUUGCCACAGAAACCUAAACCAUCUGAAAAACAUGAGAAUAUGGAUUUGACUUCCACCUACAGACAUGAUUAUAAGUCCUACACUAUGUCUCAAGUACCUCCAUAUGACUGUGUGUUACAGAAUGAACCAAAGACAGAGUGGAUCAGACCAAAGAAUAGGUUUGGCCCAUAAAAAGAGACAUUUUACCACAGAACCAUUGUCCAGAAGGACUGUUCAUACAGGGAACCUGUUGCGACUCAAAGCUGCAAACCUCUGAAUCUGGUCCAGAAAAGCAAGGCUCCCUUUGAGUACAUAACCAAUUACAGAAUGAAUUACGUGCUACUUCCUCUGGUGAAACAUUAUGCCCAUAAAAUUCAGAAAUACAAGGUCAAAUAUGUUUCAUUUGAUGGCCACUCUACACACAAAACCUUACCGGGGUGGACUGGUCAGCCAACCGAGCUUCCAAAACCAUACCAGACAAAGCUAGUCCCUCUUCUUUUCUCCACUAUGACUGAAUUUCAGGAAAAACAAAAAGCUCUACAGCCUCCAAUAUUCACCUGAAAACCUGAUGUAUAUCUUCCUCCUCUGGAGAAAAUGGACCUUCACACCACUACUUGGACACACUGGAAGCACACAAAUCAUUGGAAGCACCCAAAUGAAAAGCCAGCCAAGAUGUGUCAAUCUUUGGCCCAGCUUAAUAAAAUUACUGAACCAUUUAAUAGCUCUUCUACAGUGAAGGAAAACUAUAAGCCUUGGCUAUGGAAUAGACUAAAACUUACCACUCAUGCUCCAGAUUUCCCAGCAAAAUCAAUGGGUUUCUUGACCAUGUUUCGGACCCAUCAUAGGCCUCAUUCACUAGUUAUGUACACCUAUAAACCUGUCUGGUCAGGCCCAAAGCAUCACACUCUCCUAGAUGCUAAAACAACCUACACUGCCAGUUACAUACCAAAGGGCAUUGUUAGAUGCCUGGCUCCUUACAAAGACCCACCCAGUUACAUCUUUGAGAAAACUGAUGCUGACAGCUUGAUUUUGUUUGUAGCCUCUUAA
Messenger RNA from Prinia subflava (tawny-flanked prinia), 1164 nucleotides. It is a transcript of the gene SAXO1, whose product is annotated as stabilizer of axonemal microtubules 1. The record is from RefSeq and is a predicted model, not a curated record. NCBI's taxonomy places the organism in Eukaryota, Metazoa, Chordata, Aves, Passeriformes, Cisticolidae. Gene Ontology annotation, cellular component: ciliary basal body; centriole; axonemal microtubule. Gene Ontology annotation, molecular function: microtubule binding.